AUGAAUCUUUUAAAAAAAUAUGAAAAUUUCAUUUUAGCUAAUGCAUCGCAAAUAAGUUCGAUUGAAAGUUCUUUAAGAACUUUAACUUAUGUUUUACCUGGUCGAUUUGCUGAUGCUGAAUUUGCUUCGGAAGCAUUAUUUUCAGCUUUAAGUUUAAUCGGAUUGUAUCAUGAUUCAAUAUUGGUUAGAGCAUUGGAGAAACUACCACCUUAUAAAAAACCUAAACCAUCACCACACAAUAGAUACACGAGAUAUUGGUUAAAUUCUUCAAAAACAUAUCAGUAUUCUUCAUUUGUUUUAACAUUAUUACAAAAUAUUGAGGUUUUGUUGGAAAUGGGAAUGCAAAAGAAGUUGGGUAAAGAAGCUAAAUGGAAAUAUAUUACUAUCAUCGAAUCAAUAAAAGUGGUUUGUAGAAUUAUAUUAUUAUACAAAACUCAUAAUCGUACAGUAGUAUAUCCAUCAAUACCUGGAAGAGAAAUUGACCCUCAAUCUGAAGGCUGGAUUGGAAGAAAUACUAAUAAUAGAUAUGAUAAUAUUUCAACUAUUGUUCAUAAUAAUAGUUAUUUGCACACUUCUGAUAUAAACAAUUAUUUGAUGAAUAAAGCUUUAUUAAUUGAAGAUGUUGAGAAACCAUCAUAUUUAGUACAUAAACUAUAUGGUUUAGGAAUCAUCAAAAUAUAUACUAGAGUUCUUACCAAUUAUUUUCAUAAACAAAUCUCUGGUGGAUCACAUCAAUUGACAAGUGUAGAAAAGAAUGAAGAAACAAGAAGAAUAAAACAAUUAUUUUUACCAAAAAUCGAUAAAAUUUGUCAGUCCAUUGGUAAUAAACCGAUCCUAUCAUUAUUUGGUGGUAUUUUAAGAGAUUAUAAACCUAUAUGGGAAAAUGUUUAUUUCUACA
Molecule: messenger RNA, 898 nt
Organism: Entrophospora candida
Lineage: Eukaryota; Fungi; Glomeromycota; Glomeromycetes; Entrophosporales; Entrophosporaceae
Source: the annotation of a GenBank genome assembly